Molecule: messenger RNA, 1161 nt
Organism: Tripterygium wilfordii
Lineage: Eukaryota; Viridiplantae; Streptophyta; Magnoliopsida; Celastrales; Celastraceae
Product: germin-like protein 5-1
Exons: 2
Coding region: 304-957 (217 amino acids)
Biological process (GO): regulation of root development; plasmodesmata-mediated intercellular transport
Cellular component (GO): plasmodesma; cell wall
Molecular function (GO): manganese ion binding
Source: RefSeq, a predicted model, not a curated record
AGGGGCAUGUUUCAUGCUGCUGCUGCUGCUGCGUUUCACAGAAAUUCUAGAUGAAUAACCAUAUUUGUCUAUAAAUAACAAUCCGCCCAAGUUUCUCUCAUGUUCAUCCAUUGCGACUUUUCAAAACCCACCCUCCUUGUAUUGAAUUUGGUUCUCCUUAUAUAUAGAUAAUAUAGAUCGAGAGAUAGAGAGAGACAGAGGGAGACACAUCAUCAGCAUCAGCCUCGCUCUCUCUUUCUCGAUCUUUUUCCUUUCUGUGUCAAGAUCAACAAACAAUAUCAAUAUAUAAUCACCCCCGCAGCCAUGGCGGCGAUUGCCUACCUCUUUGCCAUCACUAUGACUCUGGGCAUGGUCUUUGCCGCCGUAGCUGCCGAUCCGGAUUCGCUUCAAGAUGUCUGUGUGGCGGACCUCGCUUCAGGAAAUAAAGUCAAUGGAUACCCUUGCAAGGACAGCUUCAACGCAACCGACUUCUUCUUUGACGGGUUGGCAAAGCCCGGUUUGACCAACAAUACCCUGGGCUCGCUGGUGACUGCAGCAAAUGUUCAGAAGAUCCCAGGCCUCAACACCCUGGGCGUCUCCCUUUCCCGCAUUGACUUCGCCCCAGGCGGCCUCAACCCACCACACACUCACCCACGCGCCACUGAGAUUGUGUUUGUGCUCUACGGACAGCUGGAUGUUGGCUUUAUCACCACCGCAAACGUUCUGGUGUCCAAGACCAUCAAUCAAGGUGAGAUUUUCGCCUUCCCCAAAGGCUUGGUUCACUUCCAGAAGAACAACGCCAACGUUCCUGCCGCGGUGUUAUCCGCCUUUAACAGCCAGUUGCCUGGCACUCAGGCCGUUGCCGCCACCUUGUUUGCCGCUACUCCUCCUGUCCCGGAUAAUGUCUUGACUAAGGCUUUCCAGGUCGGUACCAAGGAGGUUCAGAAGAUCAAGUCUAGGCUUGCACCUAAGAAAUAGAAAUCCAAUCCGAAUGCCACCACCUACUAUUUGCCCUUUCCUUCUGUGUUCAUUUUGAUUGGAUGCUUCAGAUAAUAAAGAGAGAACAUAUUUCUAUCGUUAAUCUUUUUUAUUGAAGAAUCCCCAAUGACGAAUAUUGUUCCUGUGGUCGUGUAAUAUAUUUUCUCAAUUUAUUUAUUGAGCUUUGACAGCUGCUUGACUGAA